Cuculus canorus (common cuckoo) is the source of this 7996-nucleotide messenger RNA. It is a transcript of the gene PTPRU, whose product is annotated as protein tyrosine phosphatase receptor type U. Gene Ontology annotation, molecular function: protein binding; protein tyrosine phosphatase activity. Gene Ontology annotation, biological process: protein dephosphorylation. The record is from RefSeq and is a predicted model, not a curated record. Gene Ontology annotation, cellular component: membrane. NCBI's taxonomy places the organism in Eukaryota, Metazoa, Chordata, Aves, Cuculiformes, Cuculidae.
UAGUGGGCAGGUACAGUUGAACUUGAUCUCAAAGGUUUUUUCCAACAAAAUGGUCGUAUGAUCCCACCAUUGAUCUCUUGGCUGAGAAUUGAACGUGGAGCUGCCCCACACGAUAGUCGUGGCUUGCAGGGCUCUCUAUCAGCCUGAGAGGCUGCAGUGUGGGACCUGCUUUGCAUCUUGUUUGCUUGCUGAGCUGGAUUCCUUGGUGCUGCAUCCCCUUGAGUGAGACCCAGACCCAUGUAUGGCAUCAUCCCCCGGGAAUCUGAGCCCCUCAUGGAUAGAAGCAGGGUUUCCAGUCCCUUAUCCAUUAAUAACCUCGACUGGGAGCCUGCAGUAUGCUGGCUGCACCUUCGAGGAGGACGGCGACCCAAAUGAGUGUGAAUACAGCCAUGGCGAGGAUGAUGACUUUGGGUGGGAACUCAUCCGCAGUUAUAUGAUGCCACACCUGACAGCUGACCUGCCUCAUGGCUCCUACCUGAUGGUAAACUCCUCACAGCACGCCCCGGGCCAGAAAGCUCACCUGGUCUUCCAGACACUGAGUGAGAAUGACACCCACUGCCUCCAGUUUAGCUACUUCAUGUACAGCCGGGAUGGCCACAGCCCUGGCACCCUCAGCGCCUACGUCCGGGUGACUGGGGGCCCGGUGGGCAGCGCCGUCUGGAACGCCUCUGGCUCCCACGGCCGUCAGUGGCACCAGGCAGAGUUGGCCGUCAGCUUGUUCUGGCCCAGCGAGUACCAGGUGCUCUUCGAAGCAGUUGUUUCCAGUGAGCGCAGGGGCUAUCUUGGCUUGGAUGACAUUUUGGUCUUGAAUUAUCCAUGCUUGAAAGCGCCUCACUUCUCCCGCCUGGGUGAUGUGGAGGUCAAUGCGGGGCAGAACGCCACCUUCCAGUGUGUGGCUGCAGGCAAAGCCUCCGAGGCUGAGUGGUUCCUCAUGCAGAGGCAGAGUGGUGAGGUGGUCCCUGCUGCCUCUGUGAAGCACAUCAGCCACCGGCGCUUCCUGGCCACCUUCCAGCUGGACGAGGUGUCCAAGGAGGACCAGGACCUGUACCGCUGCAUCACUCAGUCCAGCCGUGGCUCGGGCGUCUCCAACUUCGCUGAGCUCGUUGUGAAAGAGCCCCCCACACCCAUCGCGCCCCCCCAGCUGCUCCGGGCUGGCUCCACCUACCUAAUCAUCCAGCUCAACACCAACUCCAUUACUGGCGAUGGCCCCAUAGUACGCAAGGAGAUCGAGUACCGCAUGACCUCAGGGCCCUGGUCGGAGGUCCACGCUGUCAACAUGCAGACCUACAAGCUCUGGCAUCUGGAUCCAGACACGGAGUAUGAGAUCAGCGUCCUGCUCACCCGGCCUGGUGAGGGGGGCACCGGCAAACCGGGGCCGCCCCUCAUCAGCCGCACCAAGUGUGCAGAACCCAUGCGGGCCCCUAAAGGCCUGGCGUUCUCUGAAAUCCAGUCCAGGCAGCUGACGUUGCAGUGGGAGCCACUGGGCUACAACCUGACCCGCUGUCACACCUACACUGUCUUGCUCUGCUACCGCUAUUUUGUGGGCACUGGCCAUAACCAAACCUUCCGGGAGUGCGUGAAGAUGGAGCGGAAUGCCAACCGUUACACCAUCAAAAACCUGCUGCCCUACAAGAACGUCCACGUCAAGCUCAUCCUCUCCAAUCCUGAGGGUCGCAAGGAGGGCAAGGAGGUGGUAUUCCAGACGGAUGAGGAUGUACCUGGUGGCAUCGCCUCGGAGUCCCUCACCUUCACCCCACUGGAAGACAUGAUUUUUCUGAAGUGGGAGGAACCAGUGGAACCCAACGGCCUCAUCACGCAGUACGAGAUCAGCUACCAGAGCAUUGAGUCUUCAGACCCAGCAGUCAACGUUCCUGGCCCUCGGCGCACAGUCUCCAAACUACGCAAUGAGACUUACCAUGUCUUCUCCAACCUCCACCCUGGCACCACCUACCUCUUUUCGGUCCGGGCCCGCACUGGCAAGGGUUUUGGCCAGACGGCGCUCACUGAGAUCACCACCAACAUCUCUGCUCCUACCUUUGACUAUGGGGACAUGCCAUCGCCGCUGAGCGAAUCUGAGAGCACCAUCACAGUGCUGCUGCGGCCGGCACAGGGCAGAGGAGCUCCCAUCAGCACCUACCAGGUGAUUGUAGAAGAAGACCGGCCCAAGAAGCUCAAGCGGGAGCUAGGUGGGCAGGAGUGCUUCCCAGUGCCACUGACUUUCGACGACGCCAUGUCCCGUGGCUCCGUGCACUAUUUUGGGGCUGAGCUGCCUGCCAGCAGCCUCACUGAAGCAAAAGCUUUCACUGUGGGGGACAACCAGACCUACAGUGGGUACUGGAAUCCACCCCUGGAACCCAAGAAGGCGUAUCUCAUCUACUUCCAAGCCAUGAGCAACCUUAAAGGGGAAACACGGCUGAAUUGUGUCCGGAUCGCCCGCAAAGCUGCCUGCAAAGAGAGCAAACGUCCCUUGGAGGUGUCGCAGCACUCGGAGGAGAUGGGCCUGAUCCUGGGGAUCUGUGCUGGAGGGCUCAUCGUCCUGAUUAUCCUCCUGGGAGCCAUCAUUGUUGUCAUUCGGAAGGGAAAACCCGUCAACAUGACGAAAACGACCAUUAACUACCGCCAUGAGAAGACACAUAUGAUGAGUGCCAUCGACAGGAGCUUCACUGACCAGAGCACGCUGCAGGAGGAUGAGCGCCUGGGGCUCUCCUUCAUGGACACCCACAACUACAGCAACCGGGGUAAGGAGGGAAGCAGCGUAGUCAAUGAGUCCAGCAGCCUGCUAGGGGGCUCUCCCCGCCGCCAAUGUGGCCGCAAAGGGUCCCCAUAUCACACUGGGCAGCUUCAUCCUGCUGUGCGGGUGGCAGAUCUCCUCCAGCACAUUAACCAGAUGAAGACGGCAGAAGGCUACGGCUUCAAGCAGGAGUAUGAGAGUUUCUUUGAAGGCUGGGAUGCUUCCAAGAAGAAAGACAAGACCAAAGGGAGACAGGACCACGUGUCAACAUAUGACCGCCACCGAGUGAAACUGCACCGCGCUGCGGGUGAUCCCAACUCAGACUACAUCAACGCCAACUACAUCGAUGGCUACCACAGGUCCAACCACUUCAUAGCCACUGUAGGGCCCAAACAGGAGAUGGUGUAUGACUUCUGGCGCAUGGUGUGGGCAGGAGGCAACUGUUCCGGCAUUGUGAUGAUAACCAAGCUGGUGGAGGUGGGCCGGGUGAAAUGCUCCAAAUACUGGCCGGAUGAGUCUGAGAUGUACGGGGACAUCAAGAUCACCCAGGUGAAGAAGUCGGAGACCUUGGCCGAGUACGCCGUUCGCACCUUUGCUCUUGAGAGGAGGCUACUCUGCUCGGCAAAUGAAAGUGAAAGGCAGUUCCACUUCACGUCGUGGCCCGAGAACGGUGUCCCCUACCACGCUACGGGGCUUGCUGGCCUUAUCCGCAGGGUGAAGGCGUCCACGCCGCCUGAAUGCUGGCCCGCCAUCGUCAUCCCACUUGCUGGCACGGGGAGGACUGGCUGCUACAUCGUCCUGGAUGUUAUGUUGGACAUGGCUGAGUGUGAGGGUGUCGUGGACAUCUACAACUGCGUAAAGACCCUGUGCUCGCGGAGGAUCAACAUGAUACAGACAGAGGAGCAGUAUGUCUUCAUUCAUGACGCCAUCCUGGAAGCCUGCCUGUGUGGGGAGACCAGCAUCCCCAUCAGCGAGUUCAAGCCCACCUACAAGGAGAUGGUGAGGAUAGAGCCACAGAGCAACUCCUCGCAGCUGCGGGAGGAGUUUCAGACCCUGAACUCCGUGACUCCUCACCUGGACGUGGAGGAGUGCAGCAUCGCCCUCCUGCCCCGCAACCGGGAGAGGAACCGCAGCAUGGAUGUCCUGCCGCCCGACCGAUGCCUUCCUUUCCUUAUCUCCGUGGAUGGAGACAGCAACAACUACAUAAACGCGGCCUUAACUGAUAGCUACACCAAGAGCGCUGCCUUCAUUGUCACCCUGCACCCGCUGCAGAACACCACCACCGACUUCUGGCGGUUGGUGUACGACUAUGGCUGCACCUCCAUCGUCAUGCUCAACCAGCUCAACCAGUCCAACUCCGCUUGGCCCUGUUUGCAGUACUGGCCUGAGCCGGGCCUCCAGCAGUACGGCCCCAUGGAGGUGGAGUACAUUUCCAGAGUGGCGGAUGAGGACAUCGUGUCCCGUCUCUUCCGAGUCCAGAACAUCACACGGUUGCAGGAGGGGCACCUAAUGGUCCGGCAUUUCCAGUACUUGCGGUGGUCAGCGUAUCGAGACACUCCGGACUCCAAGAAAUCCUUCCUGAACCUCCUGGCCCAAGUGGAGAGGUGGCAGAAGGAGAGUGGUGAUGGCAGGACAGUGGUGCACUGCCUGAAUGGAGGUGGCCGGAGUGGCACCUUCUGUGCCUCCACCAUGAUUCUGGAGAUGAUCAAGUGUCACAACAUGGCAGAUGUUUUCUACGCUGCAAAGACCCUCCGCAACUAUAAGCCAAAUAUGGUAGAGACCUUGGAGCAGUAUCAUUUCUGCUAUGACAUAGCACUGGAAUAUCUGGACUCCCUGGAGACCAGAUAGCACCUUGCCAGGGCAGCGGCAGCAAGGGCUUGCACAGGGGACAUGCCAACCAUGUGUUUCGCACUCGAACAUUGCGUUAGUGCUGAAGGUGAGGAGGGAAACAGCGAAGGAUCCGAUGAGAAAACCCAUCAGAACAAGAAAAAUGAAUGGACAUGGGGACGUUUUGGCUGCUCCCCAUUUUCAUCCUCUGCCUUCCAUCUUUUCUUCCUGCCCCAAAUGCAUCCGAGUGGCUGUAGGCUGAGUGCCACAACUUGUCCUGUCCGUGCUUUGCUUUGAGUCAUCAUUGUGGGGUCAACAUGUGCAGGAUGUGGCCCCACGGUGCUGCCUGGGUAUCUCUAAAGCAGCUGGAGAGGAGGCCAGGGUGGGGAGAAGGACAACAGAAGGAGUGGAGGCCGUUUCCCAGCGGGAAAGGAUGGAUAUUUGGAGAAGAUACGUUGCUUUUUACGUGGAGUUGAUGCUGCUCUUCCAAGGAGCCCAGACAGCUGCCGUCAGGUUUUGCCCUUGGUGUGGCCAUGCUCUGAGCCAGAGCAAGGACCCUGUGAGGAGAUCUUGAGUUUCUGCCUGUUCACACCAUGAGUUUGAUCUUCGUUUUUUGAGUUCUGUGAGUUGCAACCCUUUAUGUAUCCAGCCCUGGACAGAGCAGAGACGAGGGACAGGAGGUGGAUGUUUGGGCUUUGUGCCUGCCUGGUCUUACAAUGUGGUGCAGGGAACACUGGGGAUGCAAUGUCCCUCUGCAGGGACCGACCCAGACCCCUCCUGACGCCUUUGCGAAGCUUUUGAAGCGAUGGUUCUCUGCACUGUCUUCUCCAUCUGUAGCAAUUAAUUCAACCUGGGCUAACCCAAAGGCACUGCCCAUGGGUCCAUUUUUAACCCUUCUCGUGUGGAUCCCUACACGAGACACCUUCGGUGCGCGGGAACUAAAUCCUCAAAGUUCGGGUCCAUCCCAUAUGCCUCCUGGCUGCUGCCCCAAGGCUUUUGCUGGGGUUGGUGAAGCAGGAUGGUGGUUUUGGUGAUGGCAUUGAUGUGGGGCAAGCUGUGCUGAAGCCCUGAGUUGUGGCAGUGCUUUGAGGCUGGGCACAGGCAGUCCAAGCAUACCGGGGUGGCUAUUUGAAGGUACCUGAAAGUGUUAUGGCUUCAUCUUGCUCUGAUUGAGUGUAAGAUGUCACUUUUUAUAUCUGGGGUAAUAAUAAUUAUAGGCGUGUCUGCUUACUGGGGAGAGCCUGGUUGUAAUCGGGCUGCAGUCAGGGUUUUCUCUCCCUGCAAAUGGCCUCAAGAAGGUACAACCAGAGGGAUGCAGGUCAGGGAUCUGCCUUGGAGACCUAAGGAAACAAGGGGAGGUUGCUUCUGUCUUGAGGGGCCAGGCAGAACCCAUCAUAGUUAUUUUUGGGGGAAUGGAAGAGAACAGAUGAGAAAUGAUCCUUCGUAUGCUGGAAGUUGGAUGUGGGCAACCCUGUCCUUCCUCCCUCACAUCCUACAGCUCCAGCUCCUCAGGGCAGGGGAACCUUCCCCUCUCUGCCUUGUCUGGAGGCUGGGGAUCCCUCUCCCUGGGGAGCUGAGUUCAGACCCUAACCAUGACUCAGAGCUUUGGGAGAUGCUGUUUGGCCGGACCAAUCUGCAGCACAAAGGCUGCAGAGCCAUCAUUGUCGCACUCUGUAUGAGCAAACGCAGGAGAUAUUCCUAUCCACCUUCCAGGGGUGCAGGAGAGCAACAUGAGUGUCGUUUCCCCACCUUGGAGGAUGUCCCACCUGCUGCCUUCCAGACACCUGGGGGUGGUGAGGAGGAUUUCAGCAGCAUCUGGAGGUUUUACCCCAACACUUGGCUCUCCCAUGUGCUCGCCAAAGAAUUCGUGUGGCCAGACAAUAACUUAUUCCAAGGGCUCUACAACAUUAUUCCCCUUCAUGUUCACCCCUACUGUCGAACCCUGCCAUGUGCCCAUGCUGUCUUGUGACCAAAUAGUCUUUUACCCCACCAGAAUGGCCCAGUUACACCAGUACCUGGUCCCACCGUUACUCGCAUCACAAGCCUUGACUUGGAAUAAAUUAGCAUCCUUUUCCCUAUCCCCUUCUCUCUGUAGCCGUGUCUGUGCUGCCCCAGUAUGCGGCAGGGAAGGUGCUGUGUGGUGGGUGCAGAGAGAUUCCAGAGUGCAGAAGUUGUUUGGUUUUGUAUGAAAAUGUCUGAGCUGAACCUCUGAGAUUCCUGGGGAUGGGAUGUUGCACUGUUCAGCCCCAGCGCCUGGGGGCUGGAGGGACGAUGCUUCUUCAUCCUAGAGCCUGGGCCACCCGCGUCCUCCCUGGAGUCCGUGGGGAAGAAGCAUUCCCCAGUACUUUGCAGGUAAAGUGUGGCCAGAAAGGCCAAAAAAAAGCAAAAUUGAAACCCCAUUUACUCCUAAUGUGACAACAGAAAUAGGAGGAGUUGUAUAUAUGUUUUAAAAGCCAGAUUUUUUGGUUGGUUGGGGUUUUUUUUGGUAUCUCCUUGCUGGAUGUCUCGGGAGUUUUAGGACAUCUCUUGUGAAGGGCAGACUUUGAAAUCAAAGUGCUAUAAAACCCAACCCAUCUCCAACUCCUACUGAGAUGCUCAUGUGACAUGAGGCAAGGACAUCCUGUACAUAGAAAGAUAUAUAUAGAAAUAUAUAUAUAAAACUAUAAAUACUGUUCUUAAGAUGGAUAAUGUUUAUUGGUAUUACAGAUUGGAGUGUUUUUAUUUUAAUAAAAACAAAAUGACAACAACAAAAAAAAUAAGGUAAAACCUGAGAAAAACACCAAAUUGGAACGAUUUUGUCUUUAUGUGGAAAAAGUGCCCCCGAAAGCUGGCAGCAUCCAAGCGCUGCCGCCAAAGGGACUGGUACCAUGAGGGGGACGGUGCGGUGGGACAAAGGGAGGGGUGGCAAAGAAGGGACACAUCCGCUGUGGGUUGGACCGUGCACAUCCAGCUGUUGUUAACUGGGUUUUUAUUAUUAUUAAUAAUUAUUAUUCUUAUUUUUGGCUUUCUUUCCUUUGAAGAAAAUCGGUUGCAUAAAUAAAUGUUCCAAAUUUGUGAUGGCCUCUGGAUUUCUUUUGCUGUCUCUGAUCCAGGAGCUGUGAUAUAGGGAGGUACCCACCAGGAGUCUUGUAGAAAAGACCUCUGUAUUGGCCAUAUUUUGCUUUUUGAGGGUAUUUUAGGGGGGUGCAUUUGCAGGGUCAACUUCUAGGUCUGCAGAAACCCCAGAGGAGCCGUGUUUGCCCAUCACUACAAAGAGGAGGUGGGGUUGCUAUGUGCUUGCAGAGCUUUGCUGUGUGGUGAGAUCUUGGACUGGGCAAGACCUGCCAGCCACCCUGGAUGCCCACAACUUCAGGUGAAUCUUCCAAUGGGUGUUUCCCACUGCUGAAAAAGGUGUUACAAAGGAAGAAGAAACUCAGUGCAUUACCCAGGUGGAAAAUG